AUGGCGGCUCUCAAACGCCUCUCCGCCUGGCCCUGGCGCUGCGCCUCCACCUGCCGCUCCGGCGGCAUCUGGUCCAAGGGAUGUGUUGGCUACUUUUCAACCAGUACACAUCGCCAUACCAAAUUUUAUACAGAUCCAGUGGAAGCUGUAAAAGACAUCCCUGAUGGUGCAACGAUUCUGGUUGGUGGUUUUGGGUUAUGUGGGAUUCCAGAGAACCUUAUAGGAGCUUUACUAAAGACUGGAGUAAAAGGGCUGACUGCAGUCAGCAACAAUGCAGGGGUUGACAACUUUGGCUUGGGCCUUUUACUCCGAUCCAAGCAGAUAAAACGCAUGGUGUCUUCGUAUGUUGGAGAAAAUGCAGAAUUUGAACGACAGUACUUGAGUGGUGAAUUGGAAGUAGAGCUGACACCUCAGGGCACGCUUGCGGAGCGGAUUCGUGCAGGUGGGGCUGGCGUUCCUGCAUUUUACACCAGCACCGGGUACGGGACCCUGGUGCAACAAGGAGGGUCACCGAUCAGAUACAACAAGGAUGGCAGCAUUGCCAUUGCCAGUAAGCCAAGAGAGGUGAGGGAGUUUAAUGGCCAGCAUUUUAUUUUGGAGGAAGCAAUUACGGGAGAUUUUGCUUUGGUGAAAGCCUGGAAGGCAGACCAAGCAGGAAAUGUGAUUUUCAGGAAAAGUGCAAGGAAUUUCAACUUGCCGAUGUGCAAAGCGGCAGAAACCACAGUGGUGGAGGUUGAAGAAAUUGUGGAUAUUGGAUCAUUUGCCCCAGAAGACAUCCAUAUUCCUAAGAUUUAUGUACAUCGCCUUAUAAAGGGAGAAAAAUAUGAGAAAAGGAUUGAGCGUUUAUCAGUCCGGAAAGAGGAAGAUGUAAAAGCCAAAUCCGGUAAACCUGGAGAUAAUGUAAGGGAACGUAUCAUCAAGCGGGCAGCUCUUGAAUUUGAAGAUGGCAUGUAUGCUAAUUUGGGCAUAGGAAUCCCGCUUCUGGCCAGCAACUUUAUCAGCCCAAGUAUCACAGUUCAUCUGCAAAGUGAAAAUGGAAUCCUGGGUUUGGGUCCAUAUCCGCUACAAAAUGAAGUUGAUGCAGAUCUAAUCAAUGCAGGCAAGGAAACAGUUACUGUUCUUCCAGGAGCCUCUUACUUCUCCAGUGAUGAAUCAUUUGCAAUGAUUAGAGGGGGCCAUGUGAAUCUAACAAUGCUAGGAGCAAUGCAGGUUUCCAAAUAUGGUGACCUGGCUAACUGGAUGAUACCUGGGAAGAUGGUGAAAGGAAUGGGGGGGGCUAUGGAUCUCGUGUCCAGUGCUAAGACCAAAGUGGUGGUCACCAUGGAGCAUUCUGCAAAGGGAAAUACACAUAAAAUCAUGGAGAAAUGUACAUUGCCACUGACUGGAAAGCAGUGCGUCAACCGCAUCAUUACUGAAAAGGCUGUGUUUGACGUGGACAACAAGAAAGGACUGACUCUGAUUGAACUCUGGGAAGGCCUGACCGUGGAUGACAUCAAAAAGAGCACUGGGUGUGAUUUUGCAGUUUCACCAAAACUCAUACCAAUGCAGCAGAUCACAACUUGA
Messenger RNA from Puma concolor (puma), 1563 nucleotides. RefSeq names its product 3-oxoacid CoA-transferase 1 (gene OXCT1). Gene Ontology annotation, cellular component: mitochondrion. Gene Ontology annotation, molecular function: succinyl-CoA:3-oxo-acid CoA-transferase activity. Gene Ontology annotation, biological process: ketone body catabolic process. The record is from RefSeq and is a predicted model, not a curated record. Lineage: Eukaryota; Metazoa; Chordata; Mammalia; Carnivora; Felidae.